AUGAUUUCUUGGACGAGGCGCAACCACGAGCGUUGUGCGAGCCUUCUUCGGUACAGAGGGGAGGUGGCGCACUUUUCCUCGGAUACCCAGACUGGGCUGGUUCGCCUCGUCACACGACUCUGCGCUAACACUGCAGCUACCUUGAGUGGCGUCAGCGUUGCCGCGAUGAGGGACGAAGAGGUCAAGCUGCAGAGACAAGCAGCGUGCGGCGCGCAAUGCGUGGCCUUCUCCUCCAAGCAGGUUUUUGUUCCUGCAACGCCUCUGAAUGCGGAUACGGUGCAGGACGAGGACGCCCUGGAAGCGACGGCGGGGUGCAUUUUUCCCUGCUACAUCUCAUGCGGCUGCCCAGUACUUGUGCAAAUAUUGCCUGGACACCAAUACUCAAAUCUCUCUGAGGCCGAGGAGAAGUCGGUGAGUUGCGCGCCAUCUUCGAUGCAGGUGAGGCGCCUCUACAUGCUCACUCCUGCUGGCAGCAAACACGGUAUCCACGAUCCCCAGCGGACUUCCUACUACACGCGCCUACCCGAUGCCACUUUUCAGUGUUGGCAGAAGCAUAGCAAAGUCAUUGACAGUGUUUUGGAUGCAGGCAAGGAGCGCCUUACCUCACCCCUUCACAAGCGCUUUAUGGGACUCUCCAGCCUUGACGUCGAGGUUCUGGAGCUGCUGAACCUGACCAAGACUCUUGGGUGUGUCACCGACGGCAGCGGCGCCGCUUCUGUGAACUCUACUCGCAACACGUCUAGUUAA
Molecule: messenger RNA, 747 nt
Organism: Leishmania braziliensis MHOM/BR/75/M2904
Lineage: Eukaryota; Euglenozoa; Kinetoplastea; Trypanosomatida; Trypanosomatidae
Exons: 1
Coding region: 1-747 (248 amino acids)
Source: RefSeq, a predicted model, not a curated record